Messenger RNA from Haliaeetus leucocephalus (bald eagle), 6510 nucleotides. RefSeq names its product BCL2-like 13 (apoptosis facilitator) (gene BCL2L13). Bases 281 to 1696 code for a protein of 471 amino acids. The transcript has 7 exons. Lineage: Eukaryota; Metazoa; Chordata; Aves; Accipitriformes; Accipitridae. Gene Ontology annotation, cellular component: mitochondrion. Gene Ontology annotation, biological process: apoptotic process; regulation of apoptotic process. The record is from RefSeq and is a predicted model, not a curated record.
AGUAGCUUACGCUGCGCUCUCGCAGGCUGCUCGUCCGCUCCGGCUCUGGGUUCGUCUGGCGCUGUUGGUGCUGACAGCGAGCGCAAGGCUUCUGCCUUACCUGCCUCUCCUCUCGUUCACUUCCAAAUCCGAACAGCGCCUGGCACAUUAAAAACGAAAGUGAAUGAAAGCUUGUUAAGCAAAGCUGGGUCUGUCGUGAUUUAAUAUUGUGUCUUCCUCAGUUACCCGGAGAAAACCCUACGUCCCCCAUAAGAACACUGCCGCAUUGCAAGCCAACCCGAUGGCGUCCUCUACUGCUGUGCCUGUAGGAUUUCACUAUGAAACAAAAUACGUAGUUCUCAGCUACCUGGGACUUUUAUCACAAGAGAAGCCACAGGAGCAUCCUCCUCCUUCAACUCAAGGGACUCAACAACAGCUUAUGACACAACAUGCUUUGGAGAAAGAGGCUUUGGAGAAGAUUAAAAUAGAAAUCGAGGAGGAGCUAAAACGUCUUGAUGAAGAAAUCUUGGAAGCAUUUACCACUACAGGAUUUGACUGCCACACUUCCCCAGUGUUCAGUCCUGCCAAUCCAGAGAGCUCAAUAGAAGACUGCCUGGCUCAUUUGGGGGAGAAAGUGUCCCAGGAAUUGAAAGACCAUCUGCACAAAGCACUGCAGAGCUUGCUUAGCAAGCCAGUGACAUAUCAAGAAUAUCGAGAGCGCACACAAGAGACAGCUGUUCAUGCCAGUGGAUGGAACAAGGUCUUGGUACCCCUGGUUCUGCUACAACAAUUUCUGAUGGAGUUAACCAGACGGGGCCAGGAACCACUGAGCGCACUUGUGAACUUCGGGGUGACAUAUCUAGAAGACUAUUCUGCAGACUAUAUCAUUCAACAAGGAGGAUGGGGGACGGUCUUUACUUUGGAAUCUGAAGAGGAAGAGUACCCUGGGCUCAUUGCAGAGGACAGUAAUGACAUCUACAUCCUGACCAGUGACAACUCGGGACAGGUGAGCCCCCCGGAGUCCCCCACGGUGACCACGUCGUGGCAGUCGGAGAGCCUGCCCGUCUCCCUGUCAGCGAGUCAGAGCUGGCACACAGAGAGCCUGCCAGUCUCCCUGGGACCCGAGUCCUGGCAGCAAGUGGCCAUGGAUCCUGAAGAAGUCAAAAGCCUGGACAGCAACGGAGGGGGUGAAGAAAGGAGUGAGAACAACUCUUCCAACUCAGAUAUUGUUCACGUGGAGAAGGAAGAGAUACCGGAGGGGAUUGAGGAAGCAGUGGUGUCAGCUGUCACUGCAGAGACCAUGCAGGCAGCGUUUCCAGAAACCCCUGCUUCUUUACAGGAAGUAAAACCUCAAGCUGAAAUUGCUGCUGUUGAAAAAGCACAUCCCUCUGCACUUCUGCGGGCAAAACAGGAGGAAAAGGGAAAAGUGGCUGAAGAGCUUGUUGAACCUGAAAUCCCCAUAAUAAGUAAACCUGUCCCAAAGCUAGCCCCAUCAGAAGAAAAGGCUGCACCAGAACCUGAGAAAAUACUCCUUCCAGGGGAAAAAAAAGUGGGGAAAGAGGGCCAUUUGGAAGAAAUAGAAGAGAAAUCCUCCGCUGCAGAGGAGAAGCCUAUCUUAUUGCCAGAAGGGAAAUCUAUAUUGCUGUAUGGUGGGGCUGCUGCGGUAGCUAUAUUAGCUGUAGCAGUCGGAGUAGCGCUGGCGCUUAGAAAAAAGUAACGGAGCUCUCUUGAGGAGGAGGAGGAGGGGGGAGAGAGAAGAGAGCACGAUCCGAUUUUUGUAGUUGUGUUACCUAAAGGUUGAGCUGCCUGCUGUUUAAUUGGACAUUUGAGUAACUUAAUGGUGAUGGGGUGAGGUCGUUCAAUAAGCCUCCAGCUAUGGACAAUCAUGUUUUUAGUAGAAUUGGGGCGGGGACUGGUUUUUCGUGAUUAAAGUACAGGGGUAUUUUUAAAAAAAAAAAAUAAAAAAAUUCUGCAAAUUUAAGAACUAAGUGCAGGUGCUGAAGAAAGGGGUGCUUGUACUCUAGGAACUGGAACAGAGAGUCCCCAGGGGAAGGGGAGAGCCAGCUGCUGCCAACCCCUGGAGUUUUUGGCUUCCCAGACUGAGCGCUAUUGCAGCUGUGCUGUCUUGUCACUCCCCGUUGUGCCCCCGAGCCCUCCCUAACAAAUAUUAGUCAACCUGAGUCCUGUAGCGAGAGGCUGGUCUCCCUUUUGUCUCAGCUUCCUCUCAGGUACAGCACUGCUCCUCGUAACCUCACAGGUUCCUCCUAAGCCCCAGUGGGAGCGUGCUUAUUCUUACCUCUUUGCUUACACCAGUUUUGGCCCCUAACAUUUACUGGAGCCCCAUCCCGUAAAGAUGCUGCCUCUCUAUAGCUGUAUUAUUUCUGAGCAUCCUGGUGUUCCUGGGGGAGAGGUGCAGGACGGGGCUUCGCUUCAGCUGCCCAGGAGGGUGGGAGGGACACUGCUAUUUGCUGGUUUGAGAAUCCAUUUGCUCCGCUCCUGCCUGGCCCACUUUACUGCCACCCUUGAGGUACCAGAGGUGCAAAAUCCAUGCUGGACACGGUGCUGUUCUGAUCAGUACUCUGAUACCAGGGUAUAUUCAGCAAAGAUAAAGCAAAACUACAUGGAAGUGAGGCCAACGCCUCCUGUGCAAUUCAAAGGAUAAAUGCUAUGCUGUCCUGUAUCAUGCUGCAGUCUGUAUCGUCUUUCCCAGGUUAAGCACAGAGUGUAUUUAGUCCUAACUUGGUCUUGGCUGUGACAAAAUCCCAGAUACAUAAAGCAAUGGAUUCUAGUAACUGAGCAAAACAGCAUUAAACAUCUCCUCUAUUUGUCUGUUCCUGACUUGGCCGGGAGUGUUGUUCAGUGCGAUUUCUUUUGCGACUCUGAAUCUGUAAUUAGCUAAAUUUACAGAUUCAGAAAUGACGAGAAGGUUACUUUGGCAAAAAGUAAAUCCCUCUCCCUGCUGUCACAACACUUCAAAUGUGUGUGGAGAGAAAGCUUUUAAGUAUUGCCAUACACGUUAGUUAACGUCAGAUCCAACUGCAAAUGGAUCUUUCAGCGUGCAUUUCAGUGUCUGUCGGUGUCCGUACUGCAGCUCUGUGGGCAAGACCUUAGGCUUUCCAGGCAAAGCUACUGACACAUCUCUGAGGGUUCGUGCUGGCACUGUGGCUUAGACCAGAUGGAGAUAGGUGAAAGGAAACUCUGGAUAAUGUAAAAAUCAAAAUGUGAGCUUACAGGAAGCUUACCCUUCAUAAAGCACAAAGACAAGGUACUUUACUUCUAAAUAACCUUAUCUAGAGUCUGUCUCCUAAUGAGCCUGUUUCUUAAGUGAUCUGAGAAUGAAGUGAUUUUAGCACAUUCUGUUUUAGGAUAUUCUCGCUACAUUUUCCUAUCCCACCUGUAUCGCGGGAUGCUGGGAAGUCAGUAAGAACCUGGCAGAUUCUGAGGGAUUUUUUUUUGUUUUAAGCUUUUAUGAGUGGAUUUUCUAGAACACUUCUUGGAUUUUGAACUCUGUGUGUUGAAUAUUAAGAGGAAGGAUUGUCGCAUAUGUACUGCUGUUGUGGACUGAACUCAGGUGCUCUGGAGUUCUGAACUUUACUGUUGAUCAUUGAUUGCCCUUUUUCCAUGUACAAAAGGUAGCAGUUUGGCCUUAACAGAAAAAGAAGCCCUUUACCAUGUUGCAAAAUGGAAUUGACUUUUUUUGCCAUUUCCUGGUGCCCUGCUGUUACUCUCAUUGCUGUGCUGUGCACCCAGAACAGGUCACUGGGACCUCCUCACGCCAUGGACUCGCCGGUGUCUGCCUUCCCACCACCACAGUUCCCUCUCCUGGCCCCUUGUGGGAGCUUCCCGUGCGUGGAGAGGUGUCUUUAUGCUCCUUUUGUCAUGGAUGUGCACGAAUGUUUACAGUUUUGCUUCAUUUCAUGUGUCGCAACAGUGUUUAUCAACAAGUGACACAGCCUGUGAGGGGACCUGGUUGUUCUAUGUGGCAAGGGCUGCUUUACUGCCCUGUAAGUCGGGGUAGGCCUGCCCCUCUCCUGCUCCUUUGCUGAUGGCUUCUGUUUCCUCUCUGGGCAUGUUCUCUGUGGGAGAAGGGCCGUUCUUAACGUGCUGUAUGUCCUCCUCUUACUGAAGAUGAUGCACCUACGUUUGGCACGUCCCCCAUCUGUAGCCAUGCAGCAGGUUACACAGAAGUACCCACAUGCGCUCUGAAGCAGAGAUGGAUUUUGUGGACACUCUGGAUAACUUGUGUACAAACUGGGGGUAGGGCUGGUGUUAUUUAGCUCUUCUCUGUAUAUGGUUGUUCUAGUAGUAGUGUGGGAGUCGGGUACAGGACAGACGAGAAAAUAAAUCCACACCAGCUAGGGAACAAGUCCCUAGCUUGUUGGCACAAGGAGCCCAGUGGGGCAUUAAAUAAAAAGUCUCAUCUUCUACCCACAGCAGUGAGAAGAAGGUGGCAGCAGUAGUAAGGAAAAGAAAUGAUUUUGUUUUGUUAAGCAUUUUCAUGGUGGGGCAAAAGCCUUGAUUAUCUGGUGUGUUGCUACAUUUAAUGGAGCAUCAGCUGCACCCUGUGUUUUGGUUGCUUGGUCUUUUCUUUAUAUUCUUCUCAUUUUGGGGUCUUAUAGAUUUGACAAGUCAGCCAGAAUUUGUACCCUCUUCUCCCCCAUCCCACUGACCACACAUUUAGAAAAUUUAUUGUAUGUGUCUCUUUCCUCUGGGAACACUCCAUUAGCUAAAAAAGGUCAGUUAUGGACUUGAAUUCUACUGAAUUUGGAAUCCUGUGGUCAGAGCUGGGACAGGCCCUGUGGAAGACACUGAAGGGUGGGUAACCUUAGAUGACAGCAGUCUUACAGACUUGAGUGCCAGGCUGCUUGCUCUAUUUUAGGUGUGAAUUAGAAAAUGAAAGGGUUCCCCCCCCCCCCAUCUUCAAGUAUAUUAAAAUAAUCCUGAACUGCAGGGUCUAAUUACCCUGAACUGUGUGAUGCAACCUCUCUUCAGUGGAUCUGUUGCAGCUGGCAGAGGAAAGGCAGUAGCUAUAUACUUACAAAAGGGCAUAUAGAAUUACUCUCACUUGUGUUGCUUAUCCCCUUCCCAAAAGUGCCUCAGUAUCUGUCCUCAAGUGGCCUGUACCUUAACAAAAUAUCUACCUUAGACCCAGUCUUUCUUCACUUUAUCCUUGUCUGCAGCACACCCUAAAGCUGAGAUGCUAUAACAGCAGAGGACUGGAUCUACAAAAAAGUGUUUAAUACUUAAGGAACUGCAGUGGAUAGCAUGCUAAAUAAGGAGCUGUCAAGGAAAAGGCUUUCAAGAUAAGGUGCAACUUACUUACUUAAAUUUCAGUUGUGCUUAACUUUAAGCUAUGCUUGGUUGUUGUGGCUGGGAGCUGGGCAGGGGCUGUCUUCAGCAAGCAUUCCUGGAACAAUAGGCUGGGAGGAAAGACUGAAACCCAGAAGCCCUCUGCUGCAUAAAAGCCCAAACCAGACAGACCCACGUUGCUGCCUGUUGCAGCCGUGUGAGAGCCUGGUGGACCCCUGCCUCCUGCAUCCCUUGAACUUCAGAAGAUCCAGGCUGCAGGGCUGUAGUUGGCACAGCAGUGCUGAAUUGCUCAGCUAGGGCAAAAUAGGAAUAUUACUGGGCACAGCCAGAGAGGCAGCUUGAAAACUUAAGGUUUUGGUUCUCAUCGGGUUGGGUGGAUGCCGAGUAGGUGUUCUCAGGGUGAUAAUUUGGCUGCUGAAAAAUACUGAAAAUAACUUAGAUUUAAAAUCUGGCUAGAGCCAAGAAAGCAACACUUCUGCAGCCUUCUGUCCAUUCAGAUAUGAAUCAAGCAGCUGCCUGCUCCAGGUACUUGCCAGUCUGAACAGAAGCUCGCUCCUAGCACAGAGCCAGACGAUGCAGUGGAAGCAUGUUCUCUGUUCAGUAUUGCACUUGGUUUUAGACACCAGUUUAACAUCUGGCUGGAGGUGAAGUGCCUGUUGUUGUGGUGUUUGCAGCUGGUUCUUUCUUUCCUAACCUGCCUUCUGGAGAGCAAAUUACUACUGCAAGAAUCCAUCCUUGCUGUUUGUGAGGGCUUGAUUUUUUCAUCCUGGCUGGGGGGGCUGUGCUCAGGCAUCUGCAGCUCAAGGGCCAGGUGAAACCUAUAGUGCUGAGUGCUCUUGCAUAGGGCAAGUUCUCCUGAUUCCUUCCUUUUCACAUAGCUCUGAUCACAGCUAGGCUAACACUUUGAACUGUAUUUUUAAACUAAUCAAUGCUUUCUAAUGGUCACAAAUGAAAAAUUUCAUGAGUACUAAACAAGCAAGGUUCUGAAGUUUGGUCUUUUUUCAUUUUAAUGAUUGUAGUAGACAAAAUAAUCUGAGGUCAUAAACCUUCCCUACAUUUAAUUUCAGCUACAGUGGUAUGGCAGUACUAGCAAAGCCCUACUAGGUAGAUCUUGCUAUUCUGGCAAAAAAAAUAGAAGUGCUUCUGGCAGCAUAGUCUCUCAUGCACCAAACCAGAGCAAGCUUAUGCUACAGAAUUUGAGAGUGUAAUUACUAGAUUCUU